Molecule: messenger RNA, 1386 nt
Organism: Ceratotherium simum simum (southern white rhinoceros)
Lineage: Eukaryota; Metazoa; Chordata; Mammalia; Perissodactyla; Rhinocerotidae
Source: RefSeq, a predicted model, not a curated record
GGGGGCGUGGCUGCGCGACGCGGUCGGCUUCGGAGAGCCGUGCUGCUCCAAGCGGGUGUCGCUGACUUGCGCCGGACGGUGGCACUGGGACUCGCCCUCGGAGGGAAGCCGUCCGCACGGCCUGGCUGCACAUCCCUGGACCUUCUUCGCGGGCGCCUCGCGGAGCCGUAGGUGACUGCACCCCUGCCCAGCAUGGCGGCCCUGCCGCCGCCGCCAGACCCCCAGUUUGUCCUCCGAGGCACCCGGUCAGCGGUGCACGCGCUGCAUUUCUGCGGAGGAGCCCAGGGGCAGGGGCGCCCACUCCUCCUCUCAGGGUCCCUGAGUGGGCUGGUGCACAUCUGGAGCCUGCAGACGCGGAGGGCGCUUGCCACCCUGGAUGGCCACGGGGGCCACUGUGUGACCUGGCUGCAGACACUGCCCCAGGGGCACCAGCUCCUCAGUCAGGGCCGGGACCUGAAGCUGUGCCUGUGGGACCUGGCAGAGGGCAGAAAUGCUGUGGUGGACUCCGUGCGCCUGGAGAGCAUCGGCUUCUGCAGGGGCUCCAUCCUGGCUGGGGGCCAUCAGCGAUGGACGCUGGCCGUGCCGGGGAGAGGCAGUGAUGAGGUUCAGAUUCUGGAGAUGCCAUCCAAGACGUCAGUGUGCACCCUGAAGCCGGAGGCAGAUGCCAAGCCGGGCAUGCCCAUGUGCCUGGAGCUGUGGCAGGCCGACUGCAGCCCCCGCCCGCUCCUCCUGGCUGGCUACGAGGACGGGUCAGUGGCCCUGUGGGACGUCUCUGAGCGGAAGGUGUGCAGCCGUGUCGCGUGCCACACAGAGCCUAUCACGGGCCUUGACUUUGACUCCCAGAAGGCCAGGGGCAUCUCAGGCUCCGCGGAGAAGGCGCUGGCUGUCUGGAGCCUGGAUGAGCAGCAGGCCCUGCAGGUAUGCGGAACUCAUGAACUCACCAAUCCUGGCAUCGCCGAUGUCAAGAUCCGGCCAGACCGCAAGAUCUUGGCCACCGCAGGCUGGGACCAUCGCGUCCGUGUGUUUCACUGGCGGACGAUGAAGCCACUGGCCCUGCUGGCCUUCCACAGCGCUACUGUCCACUGUGUGGCCUUUGCCGACGACGGCUUGCUGGCUGCAGGGUCCAGGGAUCAGCGCAUCAGUAUCUGGUCCCUCUACCCACGCGCAUGAGUUGCCCGCUCCUUUGUUGGGACAUGUGGAGGGCAGGGAGGUGGGCGCCCGCGCUUCAGCCAGACCCGGUGUGUGGAAACUGUGUGCGGGGACCCUGAGGGUGGCAAGUCGUGGGUUCUUCUCUUCCAGUUAAGAGAGGAGCCCAGUUUGUGGAGUCCUUGCUUUCUGCACGAGGCUUGUGUUUCCUUUCGUGAAAUAUAGCAUCUGUAUGACUGG